Messenger RNA from Moneuplotes crassus, 778 nucleotides. Lineage: Eukaryota; Ciliophora; Spirotrichea; Euplotida; Euplotidae. The record is from the annotation of a GenBank genome assembly.
AAUGCAGAUACACGCUAAAACAUUAGCUCCAAUUAUUAUUGACUUUUUGAAGACUUAUUAUGGGCAGGAAGAGGCUGAUGAAUUCUCCAAGCUAGUUGAGGUAACUGAGAAAGACUCUUCAAACAAUCCUCUGAUUAAGGCAGGUGGCUUCAAUGCUCUUCUUAAGACAUUUUUGAAGCAAAACCCUGCUGUAAAGAAAGCCUUAGCCAAAGUUAGUCAGGAGGAAUCUUCUAGUGAAAGUGAUGAGUCUAGUGACGAAGAGGAGAAGAAGCCAGUCAAAAAGGUAGCUAAGAAGGCUGCCAAGCCAAAGAAGGAAGAAAGCGACAGCAGUGACAGUAGCAGUGAAGAGGAAGAAAAACAACCAGCAAAGAAACAGAAGGCUAAGGUUGUCAAAAAGGAAGAAAGUGAUAGCAGUAGCAGUGAAGAAGAGGAUAAACCUGCUCAAAAGAGAAAGGCUGAAACUGAGAGACAAGAGACUACCAAGAGACAGAAAGUAAGCGAAGAAGAUGACAGCAGUGAGGAUACUAAUGAGCAACCACAGCAGAAUAACCCACGGACUCCUUAUAGCAGGGUUAAGGAAGAUUAUGCUAAUAAUCUUUCUGUUGAAUUCCAGGACAACAGUUUUGAAGCUAAAGCCAGAUAUGGAGGUCAAGGAGGUGACAACUACGAGACUAGAGGAAAAGGAUUCAGGAAGGAAAAGACUAAGAUGAAGAAGAAGAACUUCCAUGGAGCUGGACAAAAGAUAACGUACCAGGUGAACUCUAUAAAAUUUGAUUAA